Molecule: messenger RNA, 912 nt
Organism: Symbiodinium sp. CCMP2456
Lineage: Eukaryota; Dinophyceae; Suessiales; Symbiodiniaceae
Source: the annotation of a GenBank genome assembly
AUGCCGGGGGACCAGCCCCAACUCAUCGUGAUCUCUGUGGCCAGCCAUGGUCGGCAGCCACUGGACACUGAGCUGCCAGCAAUUUUAGCCUCCGAUGCUGUGUCCCCUAAGAGCGAUACCGGUUCCGUUGACUUGGAUUCCCAGAUAUGCCGUCCUUUGGAUUCAGUGACAGGACGAAAGCUAAAAGUUUUGCUCGUGAUCGACACCUGCCGUGAGAAUGAACGUAUUGGCACCUGGACUGGCAAUGCAGAAACACGGCUGAAGCGUUUGCACUGGAGCUCCAAAACGGAUUUUCAAAUCGUGCUGGCCUGUGACAAGGGCAGAUUGGCCAGCGAGGAGCAGUCAUUAACUGGCGCGCUCAUUCGUGAACUUCAAUCUUCUAACAAGGACCUAGACACAAUCUGCAGAGCCGCGCAGGCGCAGAUCGAUGAGCAGAGCUCAGGAAAACAACGUCCACCGAUACACUCUCGGGGAAGCUUUUCCGACAUCCAUCUGUCAGGCAAGGUAGUGAAACCGGCUUCCAGCAUAUGUCUCGAUCUGGGACAAUGUCAGAAGCUGCUUCUAGCAGCUGGCAUGUUGGCUGCAGUCGACGUGUUGCUGUUUUGGGCAUUGCUGCAGCGUGUGGACAUGGCGUGCACCAACAUAACCCACGAACAAAGGCACUUGGCAUGUCCUGCCACAUCGUGUUUCUGCACUGACUGCGAUCCGUCAAACAUGUUGUUAAACAUGUUCUUGAGCCGUUUCGGGGGUGCCACCGAAGAUUCUGUCCCGCCACAUGUCUCCAAUCGGUCAGCGAUGUUCUUGACCCGGUACUCUGCUGUCGACGAAGAUGCUGUCUCACCACGCGUCUUCAAUCGGACUGCGAUUACACUGUUCUGCGAGUUUCCUGUGGCUGGGUCUCUUUUUACGUGA